This is a messenger RNA of Mya arenaria, 4440 nucleotides long. RefSeq names its product proteoglycan 4-like. The record is from RefSeq and is a predicted model, not a curated record. Lineage: Eukaryota; Metazoa; Mollusca; Bivalvia; Myida; Myidae. The transcript has 9 exons. The coding region runs from base 1 to 4440 and encodes 1479 amino acids.
AUGGGAGACGGAGGGAAAUUACUUCAGAAAGGGAAGCUCACGAGAGAGGCAACAAGAAAAGUUUCCCUGGUGGAGCUCAAACCAUCGACCCCCUCAAAGAGAGACAACAAGAAAGUUUCCCCGGUGAAACUCAAACAAUUGACCCCCUCGGAGAGAGGCAACAAGAAAGUUUCCCCGGUGAAACUCAAACCAUUGACCUCCUCAAAGAGAGACAACAAGAAAGUUUCCCCGGUGAAACUCAAACCAUUGACCCCCUCGGAGAGAGGCAACAAGAAAGUUUCCCUGGUGGACCUCAAACCAUUGACCUCCUCAAAGAGAGGCAACAAGAAAGUUUCCCUGGUGGACCUCAAACCAUUGACCCCCUCUAAGAGAGACAACAAGAAAGUUUCCCUUGUGGAGCUCAAACCAUUGACCCCCUCAAAGAGAGACAACAAGAAAGUUUCCCCGGUGAAACUCAAACCAUUGACCCCCUCGGAGAGAGGCAACAAGAAAGUUUCCCUGGUGGACCUCAAACCAUUGACCCCCUCUAAGAGAGGCAACAAGAAAGUUUCCCUUGUGGAGCUCAAACCAUUGACCCCCUCAAAGAGAGACAACAAGAAAGUUUCCCCGGUGAAACUCAAACCAUUGACCCCCUCGGAGAGAGGCAACAAGAAAGUUUCCCUGGUGGACCUCAAACCAUUGACCUCCUCAAAGAGAGGCAACAAGAAAGUUUCCCUGGUGGACCUCAAACCAUUGACCCCCUCUAAGAGAGACAACAAGAAAGUUUCCCUUGUGGAGCUCAAACCAUUGACCCCCUCAAAGAGAGACAACAAGAAAGUUUCCCCGGUGAAACUCAAACCAUUGACCCCCUCGGAGAGAGGCAACAAGAAAGUUUCCCUGGUGGACCUCAAACCAUUGACCUCCUCAAAGAAAGACAACAAGAAAGUUUCCCUGGUGGACCUCAAACCAUUGACCCCCUCUAAGAGAGACAACAAGAAAGUUUCCCUUGUGGAGCUCAAACCAUUGACCCCCUCAAAGAGAGACAACAAGAAAGUUUCCCCGGUGAAACUCAAACCAUUGACCCCCUCGGAGAGAGGCAACAAGAAAGUUUCCCUGGUGGACCUCAAACCAUUGACCCCCUCUAAGAGAGGCAACAAGAAAGUUUCCCUUGUGGAGCUCAAACCAUUGACCCCCUCAAAGAGAGACAACAAGAAAGUUUCCCCGGUGAAACUCAAACCAUUGACCCCCUCGGAGAGAGGCAACAAGAAAGUUUCCCUGAGAGAGGCAACAAAGAAUGUUUCCCUGGUGGACCUCAAACCAUUGACCCCCUCGGAGAGAGGCAACAAAGAAGUUUCCCCGGUGAAACUCAAACCAUUGACCCCCUCGGAGAGAGGCAACAAAAAAGUUUCCCCGGUGAAACUCAAACCAUUGACCCCCUCGGAGAGAGGCAACAAGAAAGUUUCCCUGGUGGAGCUUAAACCAUCGACCCCCUCGGAGAGAGGCAACAAAGAAGUUUCCCUGGUGGACCUCAAACCAUUGUCCUCCUCUAAGAGAGACAACAAGAAAGUUUCCCUGGUGGACCUCAAACCAUUGACCCCCUCUAAGAGAGACAACAAGAAAGUUUCCCUGGUGGACCUCAAACCAUUCACCCCCUCUAAGAGAGACAACAAGAAAGUUUCCCUGGUGGACCUCAAACCAUUGACCCCUUCUAAGAGAGACAAAAAGAAAGUUUCCCUGGUGGACCUCAAACCAUUGACCCCCUCUAAGAGAGACAAAAAAAAAGUUUCCCUGGUGGACCUCAAACCAUUGACCCCCUCUAAGAGAGGCAACCAGAAAGUUUCCCUGGUGGACCUCAAACCAUUGUCCUCCUCUAAGAGAGACAACAAGAAAGAGAGAGGCAACAAAGAAGUUUCCCUGGUGAAACUCAAACCAUUGACCCCUUCUAAGAGAGGCAACAAGAAUGUUUCCCUGGUGGACCUCAAACCAUUGUCCUCUUCUAGGAGAGACAACAAAGAAGUUUCCCUGGUGAAACUCAAACCAUUGACCCCCUCGGAGAGAGGCAACAAAGAAGUUUCCCCGGUGAAACUCAAACCAUUGACCCCCUCGGAGAGAGACAACAAAGAAGUUUCCCUGGAGAGAGGCAACAAAGAAGUUUCCCUGGUGAAACUCAAACCAUUGACCCCCUCGGAGAGAGGCAACAAAGAAGUUUCCCCGGAGAAACUCAAACCAUUGACCCCCUCUAAGAGAGGCAACAAGAAUGUUUCCCUGGUGGACCUCAAACCAUUGUCCUCUUCUAGGAGAGACAACAAGAAAGUUUCCCCGGUGGAGCUUAAACCAUUGACCCCCUCUAAGAGAGGCAACAAGAAUGUUUCCCUGGUGGACCUCAAACCAUUGUCCUCUUCUAGGAGAGACAACAAGAAAGUUUCCCUUGUGGAGCUCAAACCAUUGACCCCCUCGGAGACAGGCAACAAAGAAGUUUCCCCGGUGAAACUCAAACCAUUGACCCCCUCUAAGAGAGGCAACAAGAAAGUUUCCCUGGUGGACCUCAAACCAUUGACCCCCUCAGAGAGAGGCAACAAGAAAGUUUCCCUGGUGGACCUCAAACCAUUGACCCCCUCGGUGAGUGGCAACAAGAAAGUUACCCUUGUGGAGCUCAAACCAUUGACCCCCUCGGAGAGAGGCAACAAGAAAGUUUCCCUGGUGGAGCUCAAACCAUUGACCCCCUCUAAGAGAGACAAAAAGAAAGUUUCCCUGGUGGAGCUUAAACCAUCGACCCCCUCUAAGAGAGACAACAAGAAAGUUUCCCCGGUGGACCUCAAACCAUUGACCCCCUCAGAGAGAGGCAACAAGAAAGUUUCCCUGGUGGACCUCAAACCAUUGACCCCCUCUAAGAGAGGCAACAAGAAAGUUUCCCUGGUGGAGCUCAAACCAUCGACCCCCUCAAAGAGAGACAACAAAGAAGUUUCCCUGGUGGACCUCAAACCAUUGUCCUCCUCUAAGAGAGACAACAAAAAAGUUUCCCCGGUGAAACUCAAACCAUUGACCGCCUCGGAGAGAGGCAACAAGAAAAGUUGCCCUGAGAGACAACAAGAAAGUUUCCCCGGUGAAACUCAAACCAUUGACCCCCUUGGAGAGAGGCAACAAGAAAAGAGAGACAACAGGAAAGUUUCCCUGGUGGAGCUCAAACCAUCCACCCCCUCUAAGAGAGACAACAAGAAAGUUUCCCUGGUGGAGCUCAAACCAUCCACCCCCUCUAAGAGAGACAACAAGAAAGUUUCCCUGAUGGAGCUCAAACCAUCGACCCCCUCUAAUUCCAUUGGUGGAUCUCAAACCAUUGACCUCUUGGAGAGAGGCAAAAAGAAAGUUUCCCUGGUGGACCUCAAACCAUUGACCCCCUCGGAGAGAGACAACAAGAUAGUUUCCCUGGUGGACCUCAAACCAUUGUCCUCCUCUAAGAGAGACAACAAGAAAGUUUCCCCGGUGAAACUCAAACCAUUGACCCCCUUGGAGAGAGUGAGACAACAAGAAAGUUUCCCUGGUGGAGCUCAAACCAUUGACCCCCUCUUAGAGAGACAACAAGAUAGUUUCCCUGGUGAAACUCAAACCAUUGUCCCCCUUGGAGAGAGGCAAAAAAAUAUUCCUCUGGGGGAUCUCAACCCAUUGAAAAAUAGUUCCAUUGGUGGAUCUCAAACCAUUGACCUCUUGGAGAGAGGCAAAAAGAAAGUUUCCCUGGUGGACCUCAAACCAUUGACCCCCUCGGAGAGAGACAACAAGAAAGUUUCCCUUGUGGAGCUCAAACCAUUGACCCCCUCUAAGAGAGAAAACAAGAAAGUUUCCCCUGUGGAGCUCAAACCAUUGACCCCCUCGGAGAGAGGCAACAAGAAAGUUUCCCCGGUGGAGCUCAAACCAUCCACCCCCUCUAAGAGAGACAACAAGAAAGUCACCCCGGUGGAGCUCAAACCAUUGACCCCCUCUAAGAGAGACAACAAGAAAGUUUCCCCGGUGGAGCUCAAACCAUUGUCCCCCUCGGAGAGAGGCAACACGAGAGUUUCCCUGGUGGUUGUUAAACCAAUGACCCCCUCAAAGAGACGCAACAAGAAAGUGUCCCUGAUAGAUCUCAAACCAUUGACCCCCUCUAAGAGAGACAACAAGAAAGUUUCCCCGAUCGAGCUCAAACCAUUGUCCCCCUCGGAGAGAGGCAACACGAGAGUUUCCCUGGUGGUUGUUAAACCAAUGACCCCCUCAAAGAGAGGCAACAAUAAAGUGUCCCCGGUAGACCUCAAACCAUUGACCCCCUCGGAGAGAGGAAACAAGAAAGUUUCCCUGGUGGAGCUCAAACCAUUGACCCCCUCAAAGAGAGGCAACAAGAGAGUUUUCCUGGUGGUUGUUAAACCAAUGACCCCCUCGGAAAUCAGCAAGCACCUAUAUAUAGCACAAGACCACCUUCACAAUUUUUCAUAA